AUGCUAAAAUCAGCCGUAUUUUCGUCGGCGCGCUAUGAGAGCCCGGAGGAAGCGCGCGGAAAGUUCCGUGUCGACGCCAUAUGGGACUGCAACGCCCCGAAGUAUCGCGUCGCGUGCGGACAACUUCAUGUCACCAAGGCCACCAAAUACAUUGGAAUGACCCAACUGUUCGUCAUCGCUCUCUUCUCGAUCUCCCUUCUCUUCGCCUACACAUCCGCACUUCGACUGGAAGACACGACAGAAGGAACCAAGGAAUGGUCGAUCAACUAUUACAUGGCCCGUUACGUAUCCUCACUUCUCUCGGCUCUCACUCUUCAACUCGGCCUUGUACUCAUGAUGCUUCACGGAAUCCGCACCAACCGUCGCUCACUUCUCGUCCCAUACAUUGCAUUUGCAGCAAUUGCCUUGUUCUUGGCCAUCUUCCAAAUCUCACUCGACAUCAUUAACUUUGUCGACACCAAGUCCUAUCGGAAUUUGAGCAGCGAGAAUCCGGCCUCGGCCAUUCUUGUUCACUUCACCGGAGUCUUGGUUCAUGUCUGGUGCAUGAAGGUUGUCUGCAAGUGCUACUCGUUCUACGGAGAUAAGAAUGUCGCCGAAGCCAUCGGACAGCAACUUCAAUCCACAUCCGUCGCCUUCGCUGUCGAUUUCACCCGUCCACCACCAUACUCUCGUCUCCCAACUGAUGUUCAGCCACUCACCCAGGCCUAA
This is a messenger RNA of Caenorhabditis briggsae, 708 nucleotides long. Bases 1 to 708 code for a protein of 235 amino acids. The transcript has 3 exons. NCBI's taxonomy places the organism in Eukaryota, Metazoa, Nematoda, Chromadorea, Rhabditida, Rhabditidae. The record is from RefSeq and is a predicted model, not a curated record. Gene Ontology annotation, cellular component: lysosomal membrane.